GUCUAGAAGCUCUCUUCUGAUGGCUUUGGUUUUCUCAGUAAAAUAGAAACACAGUCAUCAGCAGGAAGGAAGUUGAGAGGGAGGUAUGGAGAAUUGAGAAGAGAGCCUGAAACAGUUGUCUGUCAAAGUGGGAAAGUGAAGAGACAGAAAUGCUGUUGCGAUUGGCGUGUAUGGCCAACUCGUGGUUCAUGGUCAAGAAUUUAAGAUCACCGACACAACGUGGAUCUCGCCACGUUUUGGACAUGACUGAGCUUCUCCAAUGGGCCAGAUAUCACUGGCAGCGGCUGGUCGGUGGGACACCCAGGGAGGACGGUGAGAGGCCGUACAACUAUUUCUCUCUGCUUGCCUGCGGGGGCAAGCCCUCUCGGACCCCCAGAGUGGCGGGAAAGCACCGGGUGGUUGUCCCCCACCUCUGGCCCUUCAAGGACGAGUAUGAAAAGUUUUCUGGAACCUACGUGAAUAACAGAAUACGGACUACAAAGUACACCCUUCUGAAUUUUGUGCCAAGAAAUUUGUUUGAACAAUUUCACAGAGCCGCCAAUUUGUAUUUCCUGUUUCUAGUUGUCCUGAACUGGGUGCCUCUGGUAGAAGCCUUCCAAAAGGAAAUUACGAUGCUGCCUCUGGUGGUUGUCCUUACAAUUAUUGCAAUUAAAGAUGGCUUGGAAGAUUACCGAAAAUACAAAAUUGACAAACAGAUCAACAAUUUAGUGACUAAAGUUUACAGUAGGAAAGAGAAAAAAUAUGUCGACAGAUGCUGGAAAGAUGUUACCGUUGGGGACUUUAUUCGCCUUUCCUGUAACGAGGUCAUUCCUGCAGAUAUAGUGUUACUCUUUUCCACUGAUCCAGAUGGGAUCUGUCACAUUGAGACUUCCGGUCUUGAUGGAGAGAGCAAUUUAAAACAGAGGCAGGUGGUUCGGGGAUAUGCAGAGCAGGACUCUGAAGUUGAUCCUGAAAAAUUCUCCAGCAGGAUAGAAUGUGAAAGUCCAAACAAUGACCUCAACAGAUUCCGAGGCUUCCUAGAACAUUCUAACAAAGAACGUGUGGGUCUCAGUAAAGAGAAUUUAUUACUUAGAGGAUGCACCAUCAGAAACACGGAAGCUGUCAUGGGCAUCGUGGUUUAUGCAGGCCAUGAAACCAAAGCAAUGCUGAACAACAGUGGGCCAAGGUAUAAGCGGAGCAAAUUAGAGAGAAGAGCAAAUACAGACGUCCUCUGGUGUAUCCUGCUUUUGGUUAUAAUGUGUUUAACUGGUGCAUUGGGUCACGGAAUCUGGCUGAGCCGAUAUGAACACAUACCCUUUUUCAAUAUCCCUGAUCCUGAUGGACAUGUCAUAUCGCCAUUGUUGGCAGGAUUCUAUAUGUUUUGGACCAUGAUCAUUUUGUUACAGGUCUUGAUUCCCAUUUCUCUCUACGUUUCCAUUGAAAUUGUGAAGCUUGGACAAAUAUACUUUAUUCAGAACGAUGUGGAUUUCUACAACGAGAAAAUGGAUUCUACUAUUCAGUGCCGAGCCCUGAACAUCACUGAGGAUCUUGGACAGAUUCAAUACCUCUUUUCUGAUAAGACAGGAACCCUCACUGAGAAUAAGAUGGUUUUUCGAAGCUGUAGUGUGGCAGGUUUUGAUUACUGCCAUGAAGAAAAUGCCAGGAGGUUGGAGUCCUAUCAGGAAGCUGUCUCUGAAGAUGAAGAUGCUGCAGGCCCUCCCAGUGGCUCCCUCGUCAGUAUGGUGAAACCAAGGGCCCCCAGCUGCAGGACAGUUCAUAAUGGGCCUUUGGGAAGUAAAUCCUCAAAUCAUCUCACUGGGAGCUGUUCUGCUUCAGGAAAUGGAGAAGGAGCCAGUGAAGGGCCUCAUUCCAGACAGGCUGCUUUCAGUAGCCCCAUUGAAACUGACGUGGUACCAGACACAAGGCUCUUGGACAAGUUUAGUCAGAUCACACCCCAGCUUUUGGCCUCACUGGAUGAGACCACCCAAGACCCACCCCUGGAGGCUCUGUACAUCAUCGACUUCUUUAUUGCGUUGGCAAUCUGCAACACAGUAGUGGUUUCUGCUCCUAACCAACCACGGCAGAAGAUCGGACUCUCUGCUCUGAGUGGAAUGCCCAUUAAGUCUCUAGAAGAGAUUAAAAGCCUCUUCCAGAGACUGUCCGUCCGAAGGUCGAGUUCGCCAUCUCUUGCCAGUGGGAAGGAGCCAUCGUCGGGGGUCCCACACGCCUUUGUGAGCAGGCUCUCUCUCUUUAGCCGAAUGAAACCCGCUUCACCUGUGGAGGAAGAAGUCUCCCGGACAGACCACAGCCCCCAGGGCUCUGGUACCUCAGCUCGUCCCGUCGAAACCGAGAAACGAAACAGCGACACGGAUGUCACAGACAGCGGGGCGGAACCCCUGCCUGGACAGCCCUUGGCCUCCAGCCUGUGCUACGAGGCCGAGAGCCCGGAUGAGGCGGCGCUGGUGUACGCGGCCCGGGCUUACCAGUGCACCCUGCGGUCCCGGUCUCCGGAGCAGGUCGUGCUGGACUUCGCUGCUUUGGGACCAUUAACAUUUCAGCUCCUCCACAUCCUGCCCUUCGACUCAGUAAGAAAAAGGAUGUCCGUUGUGGUCCGGCACCCGCUCUCCAGCCAGGUGGUGGUGUACACGAAGGGCGCGGACUCCGUGGUCAUGCGGCUGCUGGCGGCGGCGGCCCCAGAUGGACCAAGUCUGGAAAAACAGCAGGUGAUGAUAAGGGAGCAGACGCAGAAGCACUUGGAUGGUUACGCCAAGCGGGGCCUGCGCACUCUGUGUAUAGCAAAGAGGGUCAUGAGUGACACUGAAUAUGCAGAGUGGCUGAGUAAUCAUUUUUCAGCUGAAACCAGCAUUGACAACAGGGAAGAAUUACUACUUGAAUCUGCCAUGAAGCUGGAGAACAAACUGACUUUACUUGGUGCUACUGGCAUUGAAGACCGUCUACAGGAGGGUGUCCCCGAGUCUAUAGACGCUCUUCACAAAGCCGGAAUCAAGAUCUGGAUGCUGACAGGCGACAAACAGGAGACUGCUGUCAAUAUUGCUUAUGCGUGCAAACUGCUGGAACCAGAUGACAAGCUUUUUAUCCUCGAUACUGAAAGUAAAGAUGCCUGUGUGAUGCUGAUGGACACUAUUUUGAAAGAAAUUCAGAAGAAGAAUCCAGCUUCUCCAGAGCCAGCAUCAUUAAGUGAGGGUUUACACCAGCCUCCCGCCCCCCAGAACUCAGGGCUGCGGGCUGGACUCGUCAUUACCGGGAAGACCCUGGAGUUUGCCCUGCAGGAAAGUCUGCAGAGGCAGUUCCUGGAGCUGACUGCCUGCUGUCAGGCUGUGGUCUGCUGCCGUGCCACGCCCCUGCAGAAAAGCGAGGUGGUGAAAUCGGUACGCAGCCACCUCCAAGUGAUGACCUUGGCCAUCGGUGAUGGUGCCAAUGAUGUUAGCAUGAUUCAAGUGGCAGACAUUGGGAUAGGGAUCUCUGGUCAAGAAGGCAUGCAGGCUGUGAUGGCCAGCGACUUUGCCAUUUCUCAGUUUAAACAUCUCAGCAAGCUCCUCCUUGUCCAUGGGCAUUGGUGUUAUAUCCGACUUUCCAACAUGAUUCUCUAUUUUUUCUACAAGAACGUGGCUUAUGUGAACCUCCUUUUCUGGUACCAGUUCUUUUGUGGGUUUUCAGGAACAUCCAUGACUGACUACUGGGUUUUGAUCUUCUUCAACCUCCUUUUCACGUCUGCGCCUCCCGUCAUUUACGGUGUUCUGGAGAAAGACAAGUCUGCGGAGACCCUCAUGCAGCUGCCAGAACUUUACAUGAGCGGUCAGAAGUCAGAGGCCUACUUACCCCGCACCUUCUGGAUCACCUUGUUGGAUGCCUUUUAUCAAAGCCUGGUCUGCUUCUUUGUGCCUUACUACGCCUACCGUGGCUCAGACAUUGACAUCUUUACAUUCGGAAAUCCACUGAACACAGCUGCUCUGUUCAUCAUUCUGCUCCAUCUGGUCAUUGAAAGCAAGAAUCUGACUUGGAUCCACGGGCUGGUCAUUGUUGGGAGCAUCUUGUCUUAUUUUUUAUUUGCCUUGGCUUUUGGAGCCAUGUGUGUAACUUGCAACCCACCAUCCAACCCCUACUGGAUCAUGCAGGAGCACAUGCUGGAUCCAGUGUUCUACUUAGUCUGUGUUCUCACCACCUGUGCUGCUCUUCUGCCCAGGCUUACAUACAGAGUUCUUCAGGGAUCCCUGUUUCCAUCUCCAAUUCUGAGGGCUAAGCGUUUUGACUGACUGCAGAGGAGAGGAUGGAAGGUCUCAAGAAGUGGUGAGGGGCUGGAAAGAUGAGUCAGGUGACAUCUAAGUAUGCUGACCACUCACCUGCAAUUCAGAGCGAAUACCCAUCUCUGAUCGUUCUGCUGCCUUUGCAAUGACGUCAGCAACUUCUUGUGCGGAUAAACAAGGAAACUCAUCUGUACAUGAAACUCAUCUGAAACUAAGGCCUCAGGGAUGGCUGGACCCUCAAAGGAUUAAAAAAUCAGGUUACCCUCCUUGAGUUGCAAGUAUUCGUUCAAGUUUGGAAGAGGGAUUUUGAAGAGGUUUCUCUACCUAGAAAGAAUGACUCGGAUUUUUCCUUAAGGGACAAGAACAUUUUACUGGACUUGCAAAUGCCAAUGUGAUGACCUUUGCUGUAUGUUUGUAGAUACAUCUGUGAAAGAGCUGAAUUUGACCUGGACAGAGUUUAUAGAAAUGAAAUAUUUAAUUCAGAAUCAAAUGCUUUUAUGAAACUUUUUGGAUUUUGUGAAAGCAUUUUAAUUGUCUUAGAAAUGCAGACAUUCUCUAGGGAAUUCAUUUGAGCAUAUAUUUAUUUUACUCUCUGCCUAUUUCAGUGUUCUCCUGAGGUGGAGCCUUUACUGGGGAGGGGCAGCAGCAAUGCCAGGGUUCCAUGGAGAUGUGUUCUCUCUGCUUCCAGUCAAAAGAAGACUUUACAUGAGGUCUGCUUCUGUGCCAGUAAUGUCAAUGCGGAAACAGGCCGUAGGUAAGGAAGACAGAAUCAGCUAAGUCUAGAGCCCAUUUGGGAAUUUCCUGUAUUCUGAAACUGACAAUAGCCUGAUCAAAAUGAGACCAUCAAUUUCAAAACAGUCUACAAGAGACCUUUUGAGGGUUUAUUGUCUUUACAAUACCCUAUAAUUUUUCUUGUGUUGCAAACUCUAAAAAUGAGAUACUAUAAACUGAGACUAAUACUGGUGGUCCUCAAAAGGAUUCCAUGAGAUUAUUAGAAAAUUUUGUUUUUUUGAUACAUUUCAGGACAGGUAUGUCUAAAUCAAGUUACUUACUGUUGCAAAUCAUAUAUGCUGGCUUUAGUUGGAACAAAGAAACUAGUUUCUACCCAAACUGACAGGUGUUACUAUAAUAUCAUGUAUUCUUGUUGAGUUCUUUUAAAAUUCUGUAUCUAUUCAUCUGAAAAUUGUCAGCCACCCAGAAUUUCCUUCAUGAAAUCUCCAUGCUAAUGUUCCAUGUCUAUAUGAAGGUCUUCUUAAUGACUAUUCAACUAUUAUUCUCAGGGCUUAAUCUUAUACCUGUUGCCUACUAUGCUGGUCUGAUAUUUUUUGUAGCCUUAUAAUAUUAUUGCAAAUGGUCUUUUACACAAACAGAUUUAUAGAACGUUGAAAAUCCUCCAUGGCUAAUUGAGGUAGCUUUCUGCUUUCUUAUGAUUUUUUUUUAAAGUAAACUGUUUAAUAAAUAACAUAUACAAAAA
Messenger RNA from Camelus dromedarius (Arabian camel), 5718 nucleotides. RefSeq names its product ATPase phospholipid transporting 10D (putative) (gene ATP10D). Bases 150 to 4253 code for a protein of 1367 amino acids. The record is from RefSeq and is a predicted model, not a curated record. Gene Ontology annotation, cellular component: plasma membrane. NCBI's taxonomy places the organism in Eukaryota, Metazoa, Chordata, Mammalia, Artiodactyla, Camelidae. Gene Ontology annotation, biological process: phospholipid translocation. The transcript is spliced from 23 exons. Gene Ontology annotation, molecular function: ATPase-coupled intramembrane lipid carrier activity; ATP hydrolysis activity; ATP binding.